ACUGCUCUUGCCCAGCUUGUGUAUAACGAUGAAAGGGUUCAAGCAGAGUUUGUGGAUCCCAAGUUAAGGCUGUGGGUUUGUGUAUCUGAUCAAGAUGGAGUGUCGUUUGAUGUCAAGGUCAUUCUUUGUAAGAUUCUAGAGUUAGUUUCUGGUAAAAGGCCUGAUGAUACCUCCUCACUGGAAUUGGUGCAAAACCAAUUUCAAGAGCAGUUAAGAGGAAAGAAGUACUUGCUUGUUCUUGAUGAUGUAUGGAAUGAAGAUUGUGAGAAAUGGCGUGGGCUGCGUGAGUUCUUAACGCUGGGUCAAGAGGGUAGUCGAAUUGUGGUGACUACACGAGCGGAGAUUACUGCAAAGAUUAUUGGAGAAAAACAUACGCACAAGCUGCAAGGUUUAUCUGAAGAGAAUUCGUGGCUCUUGUUCGAGUCUGUAGCAUUUGAUGAAGGGGAACACCAGCACGCAAGUCAUCCUGAUUUGGUUGAUAUUGGGAAGAAGAUUGUUGAAAAAUGCUUUAACAUCCCAUUGGCCAUAAAGGUGGUAGGAAGCCUUCUAUUUGGGCAGCCUGUGGAUAAGUGGCAGACAUUUGAGCACAGCGGAUUAGCUGGAAUUGGAAAUGGUGAUAAUGAAAUUAUGUCCAUACUAAAGCUUAGUUACCACAACCUUAUACCCUCUUUGAAGAAUUGUUUUAGCUAUUGUGCACUGUUUCCCAAAGAUUAUAGAUUCAAGAGGGAGGAGUUGAUUAGCCUUUGGAUAGCACAAGGCUACAUUGCGUCGCUGGACAGAGAUCAAAGCAUAGAAGAUGCAGCAGAGGAGCAUUUCCUGAUUUUGGUACGCAGAUGUUUCUUUCAGGAUGUAGAGAAUGAUAGAUAUGGUGACAUUGAGUACGUGAAAAUGCAUGACUUGAUGCAUGAUGUUGCUCUAGAAGUGGGGAGGGAGGAAAUUGGUGUAGUGAGUUCUAAUACAAACAAAUUGGGAGAUAAAGUUCGUCAUGUGUAUUCUGCUGGUGGUACUUUUUCACAAAGUUACUCAUUGAAGAGUAAGAUACGUUCGUUGAUUUAUAGGGGUGUUCAUCGCGUGUUGGGUGAUCCGGUGGAUGCACAGAUAGACAGUUGGAUGUGUGUAAGGGUGUUGGUUUUGCGGAAUGCGGGUAUAGUACGGUUGCCUGAUUCAAUUGGUAAGCUACUGCAUUUAAGGUAUCUUAACUUGUCUGAGAAUCUUCGGUUACAGGCACUCUCUGAUUCUAUUACUAGACUACAUAAUCUGCAGACUUUAGUUUUAAAAAUUGCCUGGGUUUGAGGGAGUUGCCAAAAGAUUUUAGCAAAUUGGUAAAACUUAGGUACUUGGAUUUAAGAAGUUGUUUUGACUUGAGUGGUAUGCCUUCAGGCAUGGAUAAAUUGAUAAGUCUUAGGUACUUGGAUAUAAGUGAUUGUACAGAGCUGAGUAGUUUGCCUUCCAGCAUGGAUAAAUUGACUAAUCUUAGGCACUUUGAUUUAAGUUGGUGUGAUAAGUUAACUAGUAUGCCAUCAGGCAUGGGUAAGUUGACUAAUCUUAGGGUGCUACCAUGGUUUGUGGUGGGUAUGGAAAAGAGAGUUUCAACAGAGGAGCAUUGUAUGGGAGAGCUCAAAGACCUUAUACCCCUGACCAACUUGAAAGGUGGCAUAGUGAUCCAAAUCGGCGAAUUUUACAAGAAUGAUGGAGGAGAAGAGUAUUUGAAGGGUUUGAAAUAUCUCACUCAGGUUCAUAUAAGUUUUCGUGACAAUGCUGAUGGAUGUUUAGAAUGGGAAGAUGUGAUGGAAAAGCUAGAGCCACCUUCAAAUCUCAAGAUAUUCAGGUUGUGGUACGACAAUUCCAAGGUGGGGUAGAGCACUGGAUAACUGGGCACUCUCCCUCCCACUUCUUGUCGAGAUCAGGCUUUCUUACUGUUACAAUUUGGAGCAGAUACCAUCGUUGAGUAAACUGCGUAAUCUGAAAUCACUAAGACUUGAUUCACUACACAAGCUGGAAUAUAUGGAGAAUACAAGCAGCAACAAUGCCAAUGACGGAGAAGAUGUAACGGCAUUCUUCCCCUCCCUUGAGUCUCUUAGUAUUAAUGAUCUUACAAGUAUGAAAGGAUGGUGGAGGGAGGAGGAUGAUGAUGAGCGUAUCUUGAGGAGUAGCUUCACAUUUUCCCGUCUUUCCAAAUUGGAAAUCAGUUAUUGCCCUAAGUUAACUUCGUUUCCUUCCUGUGGAAGCCUCGAAGAUUUGGGCUUGAAUGAGGUUGACUGUUUUGGAAAUUCACAAGGUGACGUCAUAUUAAGGGAGCUGCUUAUAGAUGACGUGGGUCUUCCCAACUUAAUAAACUCUCCAGUCAAUAAACUCAACAUAUGCGGGAAUAAGGUGGAGAGUUUAUCAGAAUAUGGGGAUGUAUUCCGGAAAUACAAAUACGCUUCUUACAUAAGAAGCCUUCAAAUUUUUAGUUGCUCAAAUUUGAGGAGACUUGGAAGAGGGGGGUUGGAGCAUCUCACUGCCUUGGAGUCAUUAGUGUUUGCAUUCAAUGAUCAACUUAGCUUCUCUGAAGACGAGGUCGAUGACGAUGGCAUGCCAUGGAAAUCCCUUCAACACUGUCUCCGUUCCCUGUAUAUUCGUGAUUGCAAGGCCAUAAAGUCACUCCCUGAAUCAAUCCGGAACCUCACCUCCCUUCAGAAACUUCAGAUAAUUCAUGGAUGUCCAGAACUAGAAGAAAGAUGCGAAGAACCAGAUGGGGAAGACUGGCCCAAGAUUCAACACAUCCCCAACAUAAUAAUAUAUCGAUAGUGUCAAUCUGAGUAAUAUAUAGCUCUGAUCAUCGGGGUCCUCAACCUUCAGGUUAGAAUUCUGAGUCACUUUUCUGUUUAGUUUUGAAGCACUACGUGUUGUUUUCCAUUGAUCCAUCUAUGCUUGUAUGCUUGUGCAGAAUAUACUACUUAUAUAGUGUACUAGUAAUUAAUUGCAGGUCAAAGCUUAAGUAAAAUUGUUAUUCUUGUUGGAUGAAGUUGAGAUCGAACUUUCAGUUUCAAAUUAAAAGGUGUUUUGAUUAUUUGUAUUCUUGAUUUUUAGAAGAUUUUAUUUCUGAGUGGAUGGUGUACAAUCUUAAUAUAUUUUGGCUUGUUUGUCCUUUGCCUGACAAUUGACUUGCCUAUGAACCCUCUUAUAAUUCUAUAAUGUCCAGGUACUUGUUCAUAGGAUGAACUUGAUGUGGAGGAGUCAACCAAUUCUCAAGUCUCUCUGACUAUUACAAACCAACGGCAAGCGCCCAUUUCAUCUGUGGGAUGUUGAUUAAGAUUUACGAUGUAGCUACGGUCGGUCUUCUGGAAGCUGCAUAGAAGGUUGCUGCUGUGAAGAUUCAACGUGGAAGACUGCAAGACUUGUUUUGAGAGACUGAAUUUGAAAAACUAUCUUUCAAGGACUUGGGAUCAUGUAAAUACUUCAUAGUCUGCGCCUCUGCUGUGCAUGUUGAUUUUAAAUAAUGUAUUCUGAAAGAAAAAUAUACAGAUGACUCUUUUAGACAUAUAAGCACGGCAAUGUAGCAUAAAGUAUCGUUUGUACCUCAAUUUUCUCCUUAACAGAGUAGAGUAUCAUUGAAUGAAAAACUGUGAGUUUAUAUAAUAGUGAGAUUAUUUCCUAAAA
Messenger RNA from Chenopodium quinoa (quinoa), 3642 nucleotides. Its product is annotated as putative disease resistance protein RGA3. Gene Ontology annotation, molecular function: ADP binding. The transcript has a single exon. Gene Ontology annotation, biological process: defense response to other organism. The annotation marks the transcript as partial. NCBI's taxonomy places the organism in Eukaryota, Viridiplantae, Streptophyta, Magnoliopsida, Caryophyllales, Amaranthaceae. The record is from RefSeq and is a predicted model, not a curated record.